UGAUAUUGGCAUACGAACAUGAUUUUCAGUAAUUGCGUUACGUUAGGUUUCGGUGACCUUGGCGCAUUAUUAUAUCUAUUAUUCAUUUUUUUAUUUAAAAUGCGUGUUUUGGAAUUGUAUGCAGGAAUAGGAGGAAUGCAUAUUGCUUUUAAAGGGUCUACUGUGAAACAUGAAGUAGUUGCUGCCGUAGAGAUAAAUGAUGUUGCAACUGAUGUAUAUAAGUACAAUUUCCCCAAUACAUUGACGCUAAAUCGUGUUAUCGAGAGUUUUAGUCCAGACUAUGUGUGCAGCUUAAAUGCAAAUAUAUGGAGUCUCUGUCCACCUUGUCAGCCAUUCACAAGGUUAGGGAAACGCAUGUGUGAAGCAGAUAAGAGGAGCUCUUCGUUUUUUCAUGUUCUUGAUCUAAUAAGCAUUCUGAAACCAACAGGAAUUAUACUUGAGAACGUAAAGGGAUUUGAACAUUCUGAACCAUGGCGACAACUGAUAGAAGUACUAAACAGUUGUGAUUAUGAAUAUCGACAAUUUUUACUUUCUCCUCUGCAAUUCGGCAUACCUAACUGUCGCCUUCGUUUCUAUCUUCUUGCUCGUUUGCGUUCAUCAUCUUGGAAUUCAAAUUUUAAGAUGGGACAAUCCGAGUCGAUUGAUAUGCGACCACCGGUCGAUGCACCCAUGUUACCUGGCUGUCAAUGUACUUCAUGCAGUGGUGUUAUCAGCCAUAUAGAACAUACAGAUGACAAUUUCACUGAAUAUAUCCAGUUCUGUCGACCAAUAUCGGAGUUUGUAUUGGUACCAAGUGAUAGUCCUAAAGAGUUAUACUUUCUAGAUGAGAAGUGCCUUCAACGUUAUUUCCGUGUACUUGAUAUCGUCAGGUCUUGUGAUAAGAAAACAAGAUGUUUUACAAAAGGUUAUUCAAAACGAUUGGAAGGUACAGGAUCUGUAUUUCAAACAUCUAUGGAAAAUGAAACAAGUGAAAAAAUAACCAACUACUAUGAGGCCAAUAAAGAAGAUGAACAAGCUGUGUUACAGUAUGCCAAACUAUUGAAACUACGUUUUUUCCAUUCUCGUGAAGUAGCCAAUAUGAUGUGUUUCCCAAAAAGUUUUGGUAAGUUGUAAUUAAAAUAUAUUGUAUUGAAAAGUUUAGGAACUCUAUCACAAAUAUGUUUUUUUUUGUUAAAGUCUAUUAUAUUUUCAACUUUUGAUAUCUGUCGGUCGAUUUAAAUCAUCGUCUAAACAUAAUAUAUCAUUCAACAAAAAAAUUCACUGCAAAUAUUGUUUGCAGUUUACUCAACUUUAAAUCAUAAUUUUUUCUGAAGAAUAAUGUUACUAAGAAAGGAAAAAUAUAAGAAUUCAACAAAAUCAGUUAUCAAUUACGAUAUUUCGAGAUUAUUAAUUAGCAUUCCUGCAUUCUUAAUUCAAAUAUUCUGUUCUGAAUUUCUCAUUAUCCAAACAGUAAAGCGUUUAAGGCUUAUUUAUUCUCUUACUUGAUGGAUUUGUUUGGUUUUAUACACACAGAACUCAAUGAUUAUCCCUCCAUCCAGCUAAUGGAUGUGGUGUACAAGUUGAUGUUAAUUGAUAGAUAUAUUUUAAAUAAUUGUUAGUUUUCAGUUGUUCUAGAUUUCUUCCAAACAUGAUAUUUGGUAGUUCACUUUCUUCGCGUUUACUUCAUACACAUGUUUUAAUUGCAAAAUCUAGUUUAUUAUUAUUAUUAUUAUUAUAUAGAAAGACUUCGUAGAUUGCGAUACUGAUGAUAACAGUUUUGUAAAGCAAUAGGAAAGAACAGAAAUCAUGUAGUAGCAUCACUGAAAAUGGUAAGUAAUGCAAUAUAAAUUCGUUGGAUAUUUUAUACGAACAUUCGUCAAGAUUAGAGCGAAUAGUUUGAAAGAAAUUGGACGCCAAGUAUAGAGAAGUCAUUAUAUGUGAAAAUUAUAUUUGAAAUAAUCUCAACAAUUGAAAUUUAAAUAAUUCCAACGUUUCGUCCAGCUAACUUGUUUGGACUUCUUCAGAGUAAUAAUCAAAAUCAAAAUCAUCAAAGAAAUAUAUAGCUUUUAACAAUCAUAACUAUACUGUGUUACACCAAUCGAAUUUAGAUGUUGAUUUUUGUAAAAUAGGAUAAAAUGAGUCAGUUAGCCACAAAUCAUGUGAAAAAUUCAACUACGUGGGAUCGUGGAUCAGCACUGCUGAGGAGUCCCAUACUAGGACGAAACGGCCGUCAAGUGCUUCCAGGUUUUCCAUGGUGGUCUAGCUUCAAAUGACUCAUGAUUUCAAUCAGUGAAAUUUCUAAAAUCUCCAAAAAACCCCUUCUGAAAAUACAUAAUUGUAUUGCUAAAAACUCAUUGAAUUCAGUCAAAAAUAACUAUGCAUGUGAAAUAAACAGGUUGAAUAAAGGGAAAAUUCAAAUUACUUGUCAUACGAAAAUUUGUCAGGUAGUCGCUAGUUGAAUAUCAUCCUUUCGGUUCAGGCUGUUCUUGUUCCCCCAUAUAUGCAGCACUUCUGCUGUCAAUCUUUCUUUAUGAGUGUUAAAACCUUUCUGAAGUAUUUUAGUUUCUUCAAAAUUAAUCCUGUGUUCUGUUUCUAACACAUUUAACACUAUUGCAGACCUAUUCUCUAGUUUCUUCAAAUCACCCGAGGAUUUGGGAACAUUUUUCAAACAUUGUUUGUGUUCCUUCAACCUUACAUUCAAUUGUCUGGAUGUUUCUCCAACAUAGGCUGCAUUACAAUCAUGACAGUUGAUCUCAUACACAAUAUUCUGUUGUUUUUCCUUUGGUAACCUGUCCUUAACUUCCACUAAUGUCGAUCUUAAGGUGUUACUCGCCCUAAAAUACACUCUUAUAUCAUGUUUGUUUAGAAUCCUCUUGAUUUCUUCUGAUGUUCCACUACGGUAUGGGAUGACUACGGUGUACUUCCAAACUUUUCGUAUAUAACAAUCUUCUUUAAAAACUUUCGUGUAUUUGUUAUCCUCAAGAGUAGAAAAUACUUUAUUCAGUUCAGUUCGUUGGUCUUCCUUAUCUGUCACAAGCUUGGUACUUCUGUUCAUUAAAUUUUUUACAUUACAAUAUUUUUAAAGAUUAUUAAAAAUAAAAGAAAAACUAAACUAGAAUGUAUACGAAAAGUGUGGAAGUACACCGUAGUCAUCCCAUACCGUAGUGGAACAUUAGAAGAAAUCAAGAGGAUUCUAAACAAACAUGAUAUAAGAGUGUAUUUUAGGGCGAGUACUUUAAUGCAAACUCAGAUGUUCUAGGCAAACAGAUUUUCAAAAUCGUUUUGUACUUUUUGACACAAUUAUUAUAACCAUUAUGGCUUAUACAUCAUUCCUCUUCAUCAAGACCGAUAUUAUCACUUUACCCAAGUAUAAAUGGUCUUUAAUUAUAUAUUUGUCAUUAAGAACCUGGAAUUUUUUGCCACAGGUGGAUUUUGGCUACAAAUACGAUUCCUUCAAACCACUACGAAGUUCUAAAAUCUUAUAUAUCCGACCACAUGGUCAGUCGAUACUUAAAAUGAUGAAUCAACAUAUUUUAAAGUUUGUAAAGGCAUCAUUUACAUUUAGCUAAAAUAAAUUGAACCAAUGGUUAAUUAUAAUUGAUUGUCUUGUGUAAUGGACUGACCGUUCAUUGUUGUUUAGAACUAGUUGUAUAUGUAUGCUGUCAUUACGUUAGUCUAUCCUGUAUUUUAUCCGUGUUAUAACUGCUCAAUUGAAAGGUAAAAUUACCAAAGGUAUUUAUUACAACACGGUUUCAGAAUCAAUAUAUCAUCGUUAUACUUUAAAUCAGAUCUCACUUUCAGCUUGAUUCACAAAAAUGUCGACAAUGACCAAAUUACACUAACUAAUCACAUUUGUUUGCUUAUUUGCAUUCAUAGAACAUGUAUUGCCCUUUGAUUUUAAUAGACACCUCAAAUUGAGUACUAUCGUCCUUAUUGAUAGACUUCCAUGGAGAUAUUUUUACGGGCUAUUUCUCCCUCCUUGCUAUUUUCUUUUGUCAGUAUUUUAUUUUAAUCUAUGUUUAAAUGAAACUUAUUCUGUUGGUGAAACUUCCGUAGUGUGUCAUUCUCAAGGAAUACGGCCGAUAACAUUUACUUCUUUUGUAGCGCUAGUACCAUAUCACGUGGGGCUCACCACUUUAUAAGUCCGCCUAACCUCGCACUUAUUUAUUAACUUGAUGAGCGCUAGUGAAUAAAGGAAGAGAAUAAGACAAAUAGGAGGAUGGGUUUUGGAUAUGUAUAUUUCAUACAUCCGUUAACGUAAACAGAGAAUAAUAGAAAAGAAGCUGGUCGGACAAGCCAAAUGUGCCAAUUCAAUUUAAUAAAGCACAACUCAAUACUUACAGUCAGAUAGAAAAACAAGAAAAAUAAACAUAAGUUGACCUGUUUGCGGGUUUCUUUUAAAUUAGCCUAAUGAGUAGCCUUCCGCUACUUCUCUAAGUAAUGUUCGAUAUUUAAAUAGCUUUAGGUCUAAAAGACAGAUGUAUUGAUAAAUCAUAUGUAUUCAAUUGUUCAUUAACUAGUCAUUUCAGUAAUUGUUAAUGAAGUUUCUCUGACAACUUGAAUAUUUAUCUAACAGAUUUUCCAGAACACAUAACGGAGAAGCAACGUCUUCGUUUGUUGGGUAACAGUGUGAAUAUACUUGUUGUCAGUCACUUGAUUUACUGGGUUUUCGGGACGUAA
Schistosoma haematobium is the source of this 4659-nucleotide messenger RNA. Its product is annotated as tRNA (cytosine-5-)-methyltransferase, variant 2. Gene Ontology annotation, molecular function: methyltransferase activity. The transcript has 9 exons. Lineage: Eukaryota; Metazoa; Platyhelminthes; Trematoda; Strigeidida; Schistosomatidae. The record is from RefSeq and is a predicted model, not a curated record. The coding region runs from base 19 to 1113 and encodes 364 amino acids.